Messenger RNA from Periophthalmus magnuspinnatus, 2307 nucleotides. Its product is annotated as FERM domain-containing protein 7. The record is from RefSeq and is a predicted model, not a curated record. The coding region runs from base 1 to 2307 and encodes 768 amino acids. Lineage: Eukaryota; Metazoa; Chordata; Actinopteri; Gobiiformes; Gobiidae. Gene Ontology annotation, cellular component: cytoskeleton. Gene Ontology annotation, molecular function: guanyl-nucleotide exchange factor activity. The transcript has 12 exons.
AUGGAGGAUGAGGGACUCCGCAGCAGGACUUUACCCAGGAUCGGCUCAUCGUCUCGGGGGCAGAAGGAGCAGAAGCUGCGGCUCAGGGUCAUUUUCCUGGACAACAGCGAGAGAACGUUUGAGGUGGAGCACAAAGUUCUGGGAGUGGAUUUCUUCAACAAAGUGUGUGGUCACCUGAAGCUGCUGGAGAAGGAGUAUUUUGGACUGGAGUUUAGACACCACAGCGGCCAUUAUGUUUGGUUGGAGCUGAUGAAGCCACUGGCCAAACAGAUCAAAUACACAAGUGACCUCUUCUUCAGGUUUAUAGUGAAGUUUUUCCCUCCUGAUCCUGGACAACUGAAACGAGGACUCACCAGGUACCUCUUUGCCUUACAGAUCCGUCAGGACCUGUCCAACGGAGGCCUGACGUGUAACGACAACAGCGCCGCCCUGCUGGUCUCACACAUACUGCAGUCAGAAAUAGGCGACUAUAACGAGGAGCUGGACUCUCAGCACUUGGACAUGAAACAGUACAUCCCAAACCAGGAGUAUCUGGACCAUAAGAUCAUCAAACUGCACAAGAGGCACAGAGGUGCCACUCCUUCUGAAUCGGACGCCCAGCUCCUAGAGGUGGCUCGUAAACUGGACAUGUACGGCAUCAGGCCCCACGCCGCGUACGACGGGGAGGGCAUGAGGAUUAAUCUGGCCGUCACUCACUCGGGGGUUCUGGUCUUUCAGGGAAAUACCAAAAUCAAUUCCUUCAGUUGGGCCAAGAUUCGUAAACUGAGCUUCAAACGUAAACACUUCCUCAUCAAACUGCACGAUAAAGUCGGGACUCUGGGUAAAGACACUCUGGAGUUCUGCAUGGCGAGUCGUGACGUGUGUAAGUCGUUUUGGCGUGUGUGUGUGGAGUACCACGCCUUCUUCAGGCUCCCCGAGGAACCGCAGGCCGUGCACAAGACGCUCCUGUCCUGCAAGGGGUCAAGGUUCAGGUACAGCGGCCGAACGCAGAAGCAGCUGCUCGAGUGUUUGGGACCAAGUUCAGGAGAUAAGAAAAUCUCAACAUUUGACAGAACAUACUACCAGUCCGAUUACGACGAAAGACAGUGCCGAUCGUCUCCGGAUCUGCUCACCGACGUCUCCAAACAGAUUUUCGAGCACUCCUUCCUGUUCCCUCCGUCUUCUCGAGUUUUGGCCGUUCAGAGCGACAACGAACUGGACCCUCAGCGCCGCCAUCUCCAGGACUUCGAAUUCGACCCGACGUUUGACCCCAACGGGAUGUCCAAACGCAGCCACUCCUCGUCCGAAGUCGCGCGACCGUUCCGCCCGUACACCCAAGUCACGCCCCUGUCUCCGUCGCCGUACCACAACUCGCCGAAACAACGCUCCGCCUCCGCCUCCGGACCGGACGACCCCAAGCAGUUCGCGCGGGUGGGUCAAAUCCGGCAGGCGCAACGGUUAGCCGGGGUUUACGCUAACCGCUCAAGACGCCGACCCAAUCCGCAACCGCCUCCCGACGCUCCGCAAGGAUUGGUUCUUUUAUACCCCAAUAACCCCGCCUACCAGUAUCACCCCGUUCUUCCCUCGUUUCCGAUGGCAACGCCUUUACAAAAACACCCGUACUUGUCCGAUUACGUCUCGUCUUUAGAACGAUUCACUCAACCGCAAAGAAGGGACUUUACCGCUACAGACGGACGCCAAACUUUUUACCCGCUGGCGCACGAUUCGCCGACGCCAAGGAGGAAUUUGCGCCCGUACGCUUCAGGCGGGCUGGGGUUGCCUCGCGUCUACCCGCCAGGAAGUAACGGAGGAAGGCUAUUGGGCGUCGGGCAGGUGGAGGCGGGGCAUUACAGCGACGAUUGUAGCUUCCUUCCCGGUUUGCCGCGGCGCGUCGCUAGCCAACCAGACGUCAAGUUUACAUUUCCGAGAAGCGCGAACCCCGCGUCGGAAUUUCGCCCGUUAGGAUAUUACCCGCAUUUGACGAGACCGACCAGACCGACGUACUUGCCGCUAAACUCGUCGCCGUUGCCAGAGAGACCAGUUUCCAUGUGUAUGUUUGGCGGCGCGUCCGGUAGCUAUAGCGACACGGAGCAGGAAGUGUUUUAUCCGUAUUACUUAGCGCCGCCUCCUUUGGGAAACACGGGGAGGGCUGCGGCGGGUCUCGCGCGGAUGCGGUUUUCGUCCGGGAGUCUCCAGCUGGACGAGGAAGAGGAGGAGGACGAGGAGGACGAGAGGAAGGAGGUGAAGGCGAGAAAAGAGAUGAAGGUUGAAGUGGAGAGGAGAGAGGAGGAGAGAGGAGCGGCGAAAAUAACGAAGAUAACGCUGUGA